Messenger RNA from Drosophila teissieri, 1068 nucleotides. RefSeq names its product F-box only protein 28 (gene pall). Gene Ontology annotation, molecular function: protein binding. The record is from RefSeq and is a predicted model, not a curated record. Lineage: Eukaryota; Metazoa; Arthropoda; Insecta; Diptera; Drosophilidae. The transcript is spliced from 3 exons. Gene Ontology annotation, biological process: protein polyubiquitination. The coding region runs from base 92 to 1036 and encodes 314 amino acids.
GAGCUGACAUCACUGCCCCAUUAAAAACAAUAGCAAGCUUCUCGAAUAAAAUAACUAAACUCGAAACUAGUAAUAAGUAGAAAAGAUAAAUAUGAAUCUGUUAGACUUACCGCAAACACUAAUUCUGGACAUCUUGGAGUUGCUCCCCUACGACGAGGUGGCAAAAAAACGAGAGGUGUGCACUCUAUUUAACUAUCUUGGCCAGCAAAUAUUGAACAAGGGUUUCAACAAGAUCAUUUUGGCCCAUGCCAAGAACUUCAAGCGCAUCAAAUCCAUGCUGCCGCGACGGGAAUCGGAACGCAGGAACCACAUUUUAUCCCGCCACUCGGACAUACUUACCUCCAUCGAAACACGCAUAUCGAUGCUGACCAUGACGUACUCCAAGUUUAUCGACCUCAACAUCUGCUGUUUUAUACCUGGUCGCGUUCUGGACGAGAUUAACAGCAUCCUGCGCAUUUUGAGCACCUCCACCAAACAGCUGCGACCACAUGAGGUGCUGCAGGAGCUGCGCGACAUUUCCUCCAUGGCCAUUGAGCAUUUUGACGAGAAGAUUGCUGUGAAUUUCAAAAUGGAACACCGAAAACAAUUGGCCGAAUCCACGGCGGCCGGAACUCGACUUGUGGUUUGCAGUGCCUUGGGCGACAUCAGCUUUAGCGGCGUCAGGCGAACCGGAAUCAGCCGGCCCGUAGACCAUGGACUCGUCCAGCAGGCCAUCGUUCAGUUGGCCCCAAUAUCUGCCAGCAAAUCACAGCCAGAUUCCUCGCAAAAGGAUCGCUUCUCUAAGCAUCUGUUCAAGCAAUACCAGCUCCAAAGGUCACUCACGCAAAGGAUUCGCAGCCUAGAAGUGUCGCGCAAGGUGCAGGAUCGCCGAUUGCAGGAAGCCCUCUCCAGCAUCACUGAACUGACCACCCAGGUGUCCGAACUCAAGCGCCAAAUGGAGGAUGUGGUGGCCAACAUGCCCAGUUGCGCCGUUAAACGUCAGGCUGUGGCCAGUGCGGACUGCUUAUCACCGGCCCUGAAAAAACCCAAGGUGUAGCCAAGGAUUAAGAAUACUGAAUAGCUUUUAAU